UCGGUACCUAGUACCGCAGGCAAAAUGGGGACAAAUAGGGGGUUAUGGAUAUGUAUAGGGGGCCUCCUGAUGAUUCUUGCCUGUUUUCAAGUAUCAGGACAAUCACAACAGCAUAUGCAACAUGAGCAAAAUACAGACUGGGAUUCCUUUGAACAAGAAUAUGAAGAUGUAGAUGUAGAAAACCUUCAGUAUGCUGAUGAGCAACAAUCAACGGAUGAUGAGGAAGAUGGAGAAACCAAUGAACCUUCAGGAGGACAUUCUGGGGUAAACUUUAUUUCCCCAUCACUUUCUCCUGUUUUUGUGGCCCAAAACCCUUCACAUAAUCCAAGGAUUUGCAGCACCUUUGGAUAUUAUCAUUUCAAAACCUUUGAUGGAGACAUCUUUCAUUUUAAUGGACACUGCAAUUAUGUUUUUGCUUCACACUGCAAGACCAACUAUGAAGACUUUAACAUCCAGAUUAGACGUGCUGUUACGAAAAAUGUCCCGGUAAUCCUGACCAUUAAAAUACGAAUUGAAGGAGUUGAUGUUGAAAUAACAAAAAAGCAUUUAAAAGUCAAUGGAGUGGAGCUAGAUACAAUGUCGCAUAGUUUUGGAGCAGUUCAGAUUUCAAAGACUGGCACAUAUGUAAGAACUACUGUCAAAGCUAGUUUUGAGUUGGUGUGGAAUGAAGAAGAUUCUCUUACGUUGGAACUGAGCCCAAAAUAUGCCAAUCAGACAUGUGGACUUUGUGGAGACUAUAAUGGAAUGCCAAUAUACAAUGAGUUUAUUGAAAAUGAUGUCGUAUUGAAUGAAUACCAAUAUGCUAGUUUGAAUAAGUACGAUGGACCAGAAGAAAGAUGUGAUGAUUCAAGAGAUGAAAAAUCAGAUGACAACUGUACCAUCAACACAAGUUUAUGCAAAACGGUUCUGACUGGCUCGGCUUUCCACCAAUGUAACAGACUAGUGGAUCCUACAAGAUACAUUGAGCUUUGUGAGAAAGAUGCUUGCAGAUGUAAAGGCAAUUCAACUGGAUUCUGCCUUUGCAAUAUUUUCACUGAGUAUUCCCGGCAAUGUGCUCAUGCUGGAGGAAAGCCAAAGAACUGGAGAACAGCUAAGCUAUGCCCCUUGAAAUGUGCUUUCAAUCUGGAGUUCCGUGAAUGUGGCAGUGCUUGCCAAGACACCUGUACUAAUCCAGAACGCUCAUUAGUAUGUGAUGAACACUGUACAGAUGGAUGCUUCUGUCCAGCAGGCAUGGUUUUUGAUGACAUCAACAAAUCUGGAUGUGUACCUAAAGAGAAGUGCCCUUGCACAUUCAAUGGAGAUGUCUAUCCCAUUGGAACAGGAUAUUCCGAAACCUGCAAAGAAUGCACAUGUGUUGGAGGGAAGUGGAGCUGUGACAAAAAGCCCUGCACAGGUAUCUGCUCUCUUGAAGGAGGUUCACACGUCACCACCUUUGACCUUUCCCGUUACAAAUUCCACGGAGACUGUAAUUAUGUGUUGUCAAAGACAUGUGAUAACCUCCUCUUCACUAUAUUGGCUGAAAUUCGCACAUGUGGAAACACUGACACUGAAACAUGCUUGAAGAGCAUCUCUCUCAGCCUCAAUGGAGGAAAAGAUUUCAUCUUGGUGAAACAUUGUGGCAGUGUUUACGUCAACUCACUGUACACACCGUUACCAAUGACAUCUUCCAGUUUCACCAUGUUCAAACCAACAUCCUUUUUUAUCAUCAUAGAAGCUAAAAUGGGCAUACAGAUGCAUAUCCAAUUGAAACCCACCAUGCAGGCCCACAUUGUAAGCGAUCAAAGGCAUAUGAAUGGAACCUGCGGUCUCUGUGGUAACUUCAACAACAUUCAAGCUGAUGACUUUAAAUCACCCAGUGGAUUGAUUGAAGGGACUGGGGCAUCAUUCGGCAACCAGUGGAAAACACAAGCAGAUUGUCCCAGUGUCAAAAACAGCAAGGAGAAUCCUUGUUCUCUCAGCUCUGAAUCAGAAACUUAUGCCAACCACUGGUGCUCGUUCCUAACAGACAGCAAUGGACCAUUCUCUCAAUGUCACAAAACCAUUGAUCCAGAAGACUAUUAUAAGAGAUGCUUGUACGAUACCUGUAACAGUGAAAAAAGUGAAGACGCCAUGUGUGCAGUUAUGUCGUCAUAUUUCUAUGCCUGCUCUAGAAAAGAAGUCGAUUUGAGGGGGUGGAGAACACAUGUCUGCAGCUCAUACACCCUGGACUGCCCAAAGACUCAAACAUACUCUCCGCUUGUCAGUACAUGUGAGCCCACCUGUCGCUCUCUCAGUGAGCCUGAUGCCUUGUGUGCCAUAAACAUGCCCAUUAUUGAUGGAUGCCGUUGUGAGGAUGGAACCUAUAAGGAUGAUAGUGACAAAUGUGUGCUUCCAGCUUUUUGUUCCUGUUAUUACAAGGGGACACCCGUGUCACCAGGAGAGGUUUUCCAUGAAAAUGGGGUAAAAUGCACCUGUAAGAAUGGAAAACUGGAAUGUAUUGGACAAGAUACUAAAGAAAUAGUGUGUAAGAGCCCAAUGGUCUAUUUUGACUGUGACAAAGCCCCAGCAGACACCAAGGGAUCUGAAUGUCAAAAAAGUUGUUCGAAAUUUGACACAGAAUGUUACAGCACACAGUGUAUUUCUGGCUGCAUGUGCCCUGAGGGAUUAGUGACUGAUGAUGAUGGGGACUGCGUGCGUGAAGAAGAUUGUCCUUGCAUGUUAGAUGAUGAUUUCUAUGAACCAGGGGAAGAAGUUCAAGUAAAAUGCAACACCUGCACUUGCAAAAAUAGAAAGUGGGACUGCACAACCAACACAUGUCUGGCGACAUGUGCUAUAUAUGGAGAUGGGAACUACAUUACUUUUGAUAACAAGAGAUACAAUUUCAAUGGACAAUGCCAGUACUCCUUGGCUCAGGAUCAUUGUUCUGAGGAGCCCGGUACAUUCUACAUCAUCUCAGAGAAUAUUCCAUGUGGCACGACAGGAACCACCUGCUCCAAAUCUAUCAAGCUCUUCCUAGGGAACUAUGAGUUGAUUCUUGGUGACCAGAAAUUUGAUGUAGUGAAGAAAAAUUAUGGGCAAUAUGUGCCUUUCAAAGUUCGACAGAUGGGCAUAUACAUGAUAGUUGAGGCUUUAAAUGGCUUGAUUUUGGUGUGGGACAAGAAAACAACUAUCUUUGUGAAACUCCACCCCAAUUUUCAGGGCAAGGUUUGUGGUCUUUGUGGUAAUUACGAUGGGAAUGCUGUUAAUGACUUUAUCACCAGAAGUCGCUCUGAGGUUGGAGACGUUUUUGAAUUUGGAAAUAGCUGGAAAUUGUCGCAAAGCUGCCCGAAUGCUAUUGAAGCAAAAGAUCCUUGUUUGUCCAACCCAUAUAGGAAAGCAUGGUCACAGAAGAAGUGUAGUAUCAUCACAGGUCCUGUCUUCCAUGCCUGUCAUGCCAAGAUUGACCCAAUGGAAUAUUAUGAGUCUUGUGUUCAUGAUGCCUGUGCUUGUGACACUGGUGGAGACUGUGAAUGUCUCUGUACAGCUGUAGCCUCAUAUGCCCAAGCUUGCAGUGAAGCUGGAAUAUGUGUGAACUGGAGAACUCCAUCCAUAUGUCCUAUAUAUUGUGAUUUCUACAAUCUGAAAGGACAUUGUGAGUGGCAUUACCAAGCUUGUGGAGCUCCAUGCAUGAAGACAUGCAUGAAUCCUACUGGAGUUUGCUUUAACAAUCUGACUGGUUUAGAAGGUUGUUACCCAAAAUGUCCACCAGACAGUCCUUAUUUUGACGAGGAGAGCAUGCGUUGCAUUUCAUCGUGUCACUGUUAUGAUGAAUAUGGAGAUGAAUAUAAACCGGGACAGAAAAUGCCAAGUGUGGAAAGAUGCUCAAUCUGCCAGUGCACAAACAAUGGCAAAGAAUGUGAUAAAGCAAGUGCCUGCUGCUACUAUGAAAAUAAGGAAUUUUUGCCAGGUGAUAUAGUUUACUACACUGGAGAUGGCAUUGGAGGUUGUAUGCAUGCAGUCUGCACAGAUAAUUCAACUUUAGAAAGAAGCAUUGGACCAUGUCCGACCACAGUGAGCCCCUCCACUGUAUUCGACUUUGAUACUUCUUCAACACCAUCUGGUUCAUCUACAGAACCUCCACAGUCUACAUCACCUGGUUUUUCAACUAGAUACCCCAGUUCUCAAGCACCAACUGACUCAUCAGUGAGUCCUACAGACAAUACUUCACCUGGAUAUUCCAGUAUUGAAACAAAUACUCCAACAUCUUCAAAACCUAGCAGUUCAUCCUCUUCCAGCCUUGAAUCUACAAUAACUCCAUCAGCAAUCCCCACUGUCUGUGCCGAAGCUUAUGAUUGCAGUUGGUCUGAAUGGUAUGAUGUGAGCAAUCCUGAUGAUGGAAGUGGAGAUUUUGAAACAUUUGACAACAUAAGAGCCAAGGGCCAUGACGUUUGUAAAAAUCCCAGAAACGUGAAAUGCAGAGCAACACAAUAUCCUGAUCAGGAUAUAGAAGAUUUAGAAGAAGACAUCACAUGCAGCAAGAAAGAUGGUCUUAUAUGUCUAAAUAGCAAGAACUCACCUAUAUGCCAUAAUUUUGAAAUUAAGAUUGAAUGUUGUAAAUAUAGACAGUGUACUUCCACGGUGGAGCCGACAAGCUCUACAACACCUUCUCCUGGCAUUGAAGUAACCACACCUUCACAUCUUACCACUAAAUAUUUUUCUCCAUCCACAUCUGUAACCUCAUCUACUGAAGUGGGAACCAGGGAACCACAAACAUCAACUUCUGAAACACCUGUCACUACAAAAGCAGUGCCAAGUAGUCUAUCAACUGAGUCAACAUCUGGAGUCACAAGUGCAAUUUCACCAACUUGCGUUUUAAAGAUGAAAUGCCGAUGGACUCCUUGGUAUGAUGAUAAUAAACCAAAUGCAAAAAGUGAUGGUGGAGAAGUUGAAAGUAUUACUGAUUUAAAAGACAGAGGAUAUCAGAUUUGUAGACAGCGAGAACUUGAAAACAAAGUAGAAUGUGAAGCAAUAGAUAACACGGGCUUACCAGUUGCUAACAACGACCAAGUAUUUAACUGUGAUCUUGAAAAUGGAUUGGUUUGCAGGAAUAGAGAUCAAAAUAAAAAAGAAAAAUGUAACAAUUACAGAAUAAGAAUUGAAUGCUGUGAAGAGUAUUGUGAAGGAAUAGAAACAACUGUUACAUCUAUUCCUUCCUCUACUAAAUCAACACCUGCAGUUGGUGAAACUUCAUCACAAGGGACAACAAAAUCCCCAUCUCCGAGUUCAAUAGCCCCAAGCCCGUCAUCUGAAAUAUAUACCUCCCCUUCUGUUGUGACUGAAAGUACAUCUUCUCCAUCAACUGCAUCAUCGGAAACAACUUGUGUACGUAAGAUGGAAUGUCGCUGGACUCCUUGGUAUGAUCUCAACACACCAAAUAAGAAAAGUGAUGGUGGGGAUAGUGAAAGUAUUGAGCAGAUAAAAGAAAAAGGUCUUGUAGUUUGCAAAAGUGAAGAACAUGAAAACAAAAUACAAUGUGAAGCCAUAGAUAAUAAUGGUAUAACAAUUGCUGAUAAUCAACAAAUAAUGACUUGCGUCCUUAAAGGUGGAUUGAAUUGCAGAAACAGAGACCAAAAGAAGAAAGAGAAAUGUUACAAUUACAGAAUAAGAGUUGAAUGUUGUUCUGAGUAUUGUGAAAAAGUGGAGGCACCUACUACAUCUUCACCCUUGACUUCUGGAUCAAAAACUACUGUAGGAACUAUAGGAACUUCUGUGGGUCCCAGCACAACUCCUGGAGGUGACGUUUCAUCAUCAGAAAAACCUGGAACCUCAACUUCAUCAUCUACACCUACAGAAAAGCCAUCAACAGGUGCUGUAACUGAAUCCAAACAUACAUCCACGGAAAAUUGUGAGAAGUUUAGAGCAUCAGAAUGUCGUUGGACCGAUUGGUUUAAUGAACAACAACCUUCUUCAGGAGAGAGUGGGAAAGAUAAUGAGAAUUCAGAUAAGCUAAGGUCAAAAGGAUUAGAGGUAUGUAAGCAAGAGGAAAUUGAAAACCAAAUUGAGUGCAGAGCUGAGCAAUAUCCAGAUGUUGCUUACAAAGACAUUAAACAAGUGUUCACAUGUAAUUUGAAAGAAGGAUUAAUCUGUCAGAAUAAGGACCAAGCUGGUGAUGACAAAACGUGCCAUGAUUAUGAAAUACGGUUUGAAUGCUGUUCUAAAAAAUUUGUUGAAUCUUGUGGAAGCAUAAUUUCAUCUUCAACUCCACCCUCAUCUACCGAAGUGACUACGAUUUCUACAACAACUGCAGUAUCUCAAACGUCUUCAUCUGGCGAUGAAACUACUCCACCAUACUCUUCAACUCCUGGAACUUCAACUUCCAAAACUCCUGGAAUUUCACUUGGUACAACAUCAGGAACAUCUUCAACUUCUGGUCCUGAAACAUCUCCUUCGGGUAGUCAGACUACUCCCUCUGUCAGCAAACCUUCUUCAACUGGCUCUGUAACUGAAACACCAGGCAAAUCCCCAGGAACAUCCCCUUCUCCUGGCCAUGGAACAUCUACUUCUGUAGGUCCCACCACAACUCCUGUAGGUAAAACUUCACCAUCAGAAAAACCUGGAAUCUCAACUUCAUCAUCUACACCUACAGAAAAGCCAUCAACAGGUGCUGUAACUGAAUCCAAACAUACACCCACGGAAAAUUGUGAGAAGUUUAGAGCAUCAGAAUGUCGUUGGACCGAUUGGUUUAAUGAACAACAACCUUCUUCAGGAGAGAGUGGCGAAGAUAAUGAGAAUUCAGAUAAGGUGAGGUCAAAAGGAUUAGAGGUAUGUAAGCAAGAGGAAAUUGAAAACCAAAUUGAGUGCAGAGCUGAGCAAUAUCCUGAUGUUGCUUACAAAGACAUUAAACAAGUGUUCAAAUGUAAUUUGAAAGAAGGAUUAAUCUGUCAGAACAAGGACCAAGCUGGUGAUGACAAAACGUGCCAUGAUUACGAGAUAAGGUUUGAAUGCUGUUCUAAAAAAUUUGUUGAAUCUUGUGGAAGCAUAAUUUCAUCUUCAACUCCACCCUCAUCUACCGAAUUGACUACGAUUACUACAACAACUGCAGUAUCUCAAACAUCUUCAUCUAGUGAUGAAACUACUCCACCAUACUCUUCAACUCCUGGAACUUCAACUUCCAAAACUCCUGGAAUUUCAACUGGUGCAACUUCAGAAACAUCUUCAACUUCUGGUCCUGAAACAUCUCCUUCAGGUAGUCAGACUACUCCCUCUGUCAGCAAACCUUCUUCAACUGGCUCUGUAACUGAAACACCAGGCAAAUCCCCAGGAACAUCCCCUUCUCCUGGCCAUGGAACAUCUACUUCUGUAGGUCCCACCACAACUCCUGUAGGUAAAACUUCACCAUCAGAAAAACCUGGAACCUCAACUUCAUCAUCUACACCUACAGAAAAGCCAUCAACAGGUGCUGUAACUGAAUCCAAUCAUACACCCACGGAAAAUUGUGAGAAGUUUAGAGCAUCAGAAUGUCGCUGGACCAAUUGGUUUAAUGAACAACAACCUUCUUCAGGAGAGAGUGGUGAAGAUAAUGAGAAUUCAGAUAAGCUGAGGUCAAAAGGAUUAGAGGUAUGUAAGCAAGAUGAAAUUGAAAACCAAAUUGAGUGCAGAGCUGAGCAAUAUCCUGAUGUUGCUUACAAAGACAUUAAACAAGUGUUCACAUGUAAUUUGAAAGAAGGCUUAAUCUGUCAGAAUAAGGAACAAGCUGGUGAUGACAAAAUGUGCCAUGAUUAUGAGAUAAGGUUUGAAUGCUGUUCUAAAAAAUUUGUUGAAUCUUGUGGCAGCAUAAUUUCAUCUUCAACUCCACCCUCAUCUACCGAAGUGACAACGAUUUCUACAACAACUGCAGUAUCUCAAACGUCUUCAUCUGGCGAUGAAACCACGCCACCAAACACUUCAACUCCUGGAACUUCAACUUCCAAAACUCCUGGAAUUUCAACUGGUACAACUUCAGGUACUUCUGGCUCUGAAACAUCUCCUUCAGGUAGUUACCCUUCUCCCUCGGUCAAUGAACCUCCUUCCACUGGGUAUGGGACUGAAACACCAGGCACUUCAACUUCCAAACCUACUGGUGAAUCUUUAACUUCCAAACCUCCUGGUGAAUCUUCACCUUCUGGUUCUGAAACACCUAGUUCUGAGAGUCCUAUUACGUCUGCAACUUCUUCACCAUCAUCAACUUCAUCUAGUAGACCAUCAACAGAAUCUGGUGUCACAUCACCAAAUAUAUACUCUACGGUAACUUGUAUACAUAAGAUGGAAUGUCGCUGGACCCCCUGGUAUGACAACAAUGCACCCUCAACAAAAAGUGAUGGGGGAGACAAUGAGAGUAUUGAAGACAUACAAUCUAAGGGAGCUGAUAUAUGUUCUAAAGAAGAAAAAGAAAACAAAAUAGAGUGUGAAGCUUUAGAUAAAGAUGGUUCAAUCAUUUAUGAUAAUAAACAAGUAAUGACCUGUGAUUUAGAAAGUGGACUUACUUGCAAGAACAGAGAUCAGAAGAAAAAAGAAAAAUGCUACAACUACAAAAUAAGGUUUGAAUGCUGUGCAGAGUAUUGUGAGCAAGUGCAAACACCUAGCACAUCCCCCUCUAUAACAACUAAAUCAACAACUUCAGUAGGUGAAACUUCACCAUCAGAAAAGCCUGGAACCUCAAUUUCAUCAUCUACACCUACAGAAAAGCCAUCAACAGGUGCUGUAACUGAAUCAAAACAUACACCCACGGAAAAUUGUGAGAAGUUUAGAGCAUCAGAAUGUCGUUGGACCGAUUGGUUUAAUGAACAACAACCUUCUUCAGGAGAGAGUGGUGAAGACAAUGAGAAUUCAGAUAAGCUAAGGUCAAAAGGAUUAGAGGUAUGUAAGCAAGAGGAAAUUGAAAACCAAAUUCAGUGCAGAGCUGAGCAAUAUCCUGAUGUUGCUUACAAAGACAUUAAACAAGUGUUCAAAUGUAAUUUGAAAGAAGGAUUAAUCUGUCAGAACAAGGACCAAGCAGGUGAUGACAAAACGUGCCAUGAUUACGAGAUAAGGUUUGAAUGCUGUUCUAAAAAAUUUGUUGAAUCUUGUGGAAGCAUAAUUUCAUCUUCAACUCCACCCUCAUCUACCGAAUUGACUACGAUUACUACAACAACUGCAGUAUCUCAAACGUCUUCAUCUGGCGAUGAAACUACUCCACCAUACUCUUCAACUCCUGGAACUUCAACUUCCAAAACUCCUGGAAUUUCAACUGGUACAAAUUCAGAAACAUCUUCAACUUCUGGUCCUGAAACAUCUCCUUCGGGUAGUCAGACUACUCCCUCUGUCAGCAAACCUUCUUCAACUGGCUCUGUAACUGAAACACCAGGAAAAUCCCCAGGAACAUCCCCUUCUCCUGGCCAUGGAACAUCUACUUCUGUAGGUCCCACCACAACUCCUGUAGGUAAAACUUCACCAUCAGAAAAACCUGGAACCUCAACUUCAUCAUCUACACCUACAGAAAAGCCAUCAACAGGUGCUGUAACUGAAUCCAAACAUACACCCACGGAAAAUUGUGAGAAGUUUAGAGCAUCAGAAUGUCGCUGGACCGAUUGGUUUAAUGAACAACAACCUUCUUCAGAAGAGAGUGGCGAAGAUAAUGAGAAUUCAGAUAAGCUAAGGUCAAAAGGAUUAGAGGUAUGUAAGCAAGAGGAAAUUGAAAACCAAAUUCAGUGCAGAGCUGAGCAAUAUCCUGAUGUUGCUUACAACGACAUUAAACAAGUGUUCAAAUGUAAUUUGAAAGAAGGAUUAAUCUGUCAGAAUAAGGACCAAGCUGAUGAUGACAAAACGUGCCAUGAUUACGAGAUAAGGUUUGAAUGCUGUUCUAAAAAAUUUGUUGAAUCUUGUGGCAGCAUAAUUUCAUCUUCAACUCCACCCUCAUCUACCGAAGUGACUACGAUUCCUACAACAACUGCAGUAUCUCAAACGUCUUCAUCUGGCGAUGAAACUACUCCACCAUACUCUUCAACUCCUGGAACUUCAACUUCCAAAACUCCUGGAAUUUCAACUGGUACAACUUCAGAAACAUCUUCAACUUCUGGUCCUGAAACAUCUCCUUCGGGUAGUCAGACUACUCCCUCUGUCAGCAAACCUUCUUCAACUGGCUCUGUAACUGAAACACCAGGCAAACCCCCAGGAACAUCCCCUUCUCCUGGCCAUGGGACAUCUACUUCUGUAGGUCCCACCACAACUCAUGUAGGUAAAACUUCACCAUCAGAAAAACCUGGAACCUCAACUUCAUCAUCUACACCUACAGAAAAGCCAUCAACAGGUGCUGUAACUGAAUCCAAACAUACACCCACGGAAAAUUGUGAGAAGUUUAGAGCAUCAGAAUGUCGUUGGACCGAUUGGUUUAAUGAACAACAACCUUCUUCAGGAGAGAGUGGCGAAGAUAAUGAGAAUUCAGAUAAGGUGAGGUCAAAAGGAUUAGAGGUAUGUAAGCAAGAGGAAAUUGAAAACCAAAUUGAGUGCAGAGCUGAGCAAUAUCCUGAUGUUGCUUACAAAGACAUUAAACAAGUGUUCAAAUGUAAUUUGAAAGAAGGAUUAAUCUGUCAGAAUAAGGACCAAGCUGAUGAUGACAAAACGUGCCAUGAUUACGAGAUAAGGUUUGAAUGCUGUUCUAAAAAAUUUGUUGAAUCUUGUGGCAGCAUAAUUUCAUCUUCAACUCCACCCUCAUCUACCGAAGUGACUACGAUUCCUACAACAACUGCAGUAUCUCAAACGUCUUCAUCUGGCGAUGAAACUACUCCACCAUACUCUUCAACUCCUGGAACUUCAACUUCCAAAACUCCUGGAAUUUCAACUGGUACAACUUCAGAAACAUCUUCAACUUCUGGUCCUGAAACAUCUCCUUCGGGUAGUCAGACUACUCCCUCUGUCAGCAAACCUUCUUCAACUGGCUCUGUAACUGAAACACCAGGCAAACCCCCAGGAACAUCCCCUUCUCCUGGCCAUGGGACAUCUACUUCUGUAGGUCCCACCACAACUCAUGUAGGUAAAACUUCACCAUCAGAAAAACCUGGAACCUCAACUUCAUCAUCUACACCUACAGAAAAGCCAUCAACAGGUGCUGUAACUGAAUCCAAACAUACACCCACGGAAAAUUGUGAGAAGUUUAGAGCAUCAGAAUGUCGUUGGACCGAUUGGUUUAAUGAACAACAACCUUCUUCAGGAGAGAGUGGCGAAGAUAAUGAGAAUUCAGAUAAGGUGAGGUCAAAAGGAUUAGAGGUAUGUAAGCAAGAGGAAAUUGAAAACCAAAUUGAGUGCAGAGCUGAGCAAUAUCCUGAUGUUGCUUACAAAGACAUUAAACAAGUGUUCAAAUGUAAUUUGAAAGAAGGAUUAAUCUGUCAGAACAAGGACCAAGCUGGUGAUGACAAAACGUGCCAUGAUUACGAGAUAAGGUUUGAAUGCUGUUCUAAAAAAUUUGUUGAAUCUUGUGGAAGCAUAAUUUCAUCUUCAACUCCACCCUCAUCUACCGAAGUGACUACGAUUACUACAACAACUGCAGUAUCUCAAACAUCUUCAUCUAGUGAUGAAACUACUCCACCAUACUCUUCAACUCCUGGAACUUCAACUUCCAAAACUCCUGGAAUUUCAACUGGUGCUACUUCAGAAACAUCUUCAACUUCUGGUCCUGAAACAUCUCCUUCAGGUAGUCAGACUACUCCCUCUGUCAGCAAACCUUCUUCAACUGGCUCUGUAACUGAAACACCAGGCAAAUCCCCAGGAACAUCCCCUUCUCCUGGCCAUGGAACAUCUACUUCUGUAGGUCCCACCACAACUCCUGUAGGUAAAACUUCACCAUCAGAAAAACCUGGAACCUCAACUUCAUCAUCUACACCUACAGAAAAGCCAUCAACAGGUGCUGUAACUGAAUCCAAUCAUACACCCACGGAAAAUUGUGAGAAGUUUAGAGCAUCAGAAUGUCGCUGGACCAAUUGGUUUAAUGAACAACAACCUUCUUCAGGACAGAGUGGUGAAGAUAAUGAGAAUUCAGAUAAGCUGAGGUCAAAAGGAUUAGAGGUAUGUAAGCAAGAUGAAAUUGAAAACCAAAUUGAGUGCAGAGCUGAGCAAUAUCCUGAUGUUGCUUACAAAGACAUUAAACAAGUGUCCACAUGUAAUUUGAAAGAAGGAUUAAUCUGUCAGAACAAGGACCAAGCUGGUGAUGACAAAACGUGCCAUGAUUACGAGAUAAGGUUUGAAUGCUGUUCUAAAAAAUUUGUUGAAUCUUGUGGCAGCAUCAUUUCAUCUUCAACUCCACCGUCAUCUAACGAAGUGACUACGAUUUCUACAACAACUGCAGUAUCUCAAACGUCUUCAUCUGGCGAUGAAACUACUCCACCAAACACUUCAACUCCUGGAACUUCAACUUCCAAAACUCCUGGAAUUUCAACUGGUACAACUUCAGGUACUUCUGGCUCUGAAACAUCUCCUUCAGGUAGUUACACUUCUCCCUCUGUCAAUGAACCUUCUUCCACUGGGUAUGGGACUGAAACACCAGGCACUUCAACUUCCAAACCUACCGGUGAAUCUUUAACUUCCAAACCUCCUGGUGAAUCUUCACCUUCUGGUUCUGAAACACCUAGUUCUGAGAGUCCUAUUACGUCUGCAACUUCUUCACCAUCAUCAACUUCAUCUAGUAGACCAUCAACAGAAUCUGGUGUCACAUCACCAAAUAUAUACUCUACGGUAACUUGUAUACAUAAGAUGGAAUGUCGCUGGACCCCCUGGUAUGACAACAAUGCACCCUCCACAAAAAGUGAUGGGGGAGACAAUGAGAGUAUUGAAGACAUACAAUCUAAGGGAGCUGAUAUAUGUUCUAAAGAAGAAAAAGAAAACAAAAUAGAGUGUGAAGCUUUAGAUAAAGAUGGUUCAAUCAUUUAUGAUAAUAAACAAGUAAUGACCUGUGAUUUGGAAAGUGGACUUACUUGCAAGAACAGAGAUCAGAAGAAAAAAGAAAAAUGCUACAACUACAAAAUAAGGUUUGAAUGCUGUGCAGAGUAUUGUGAGCAAGUGCAAACACCUAGCACAUCCCCGUCUAUAACAACUAAAUCAACAACUUCAGUAGGUGAAACUUCACCAUCAGAAAAGCCUGGAACCUCAAUUUCAUCAUCUACACCUACAGAAAAGCCAUCAACAGGUGCUGUAACUGAAUCCAAACAUACACCCACGGAAAAUUGUGAGAAGUUUAGAGCAUCAGAAUGUCGUUGGACCAAUUGGUUUAAUGAACAACAACCUUCUUCAGGAGAGAGUGGUGAAGACAAUGAGAAUUCAGAUAAGCUAAGGUCAAAAGGAUUAGAGGUAUGUAAGCAAGAGGAAAUUGAAAACCAAAUUGAGUGCAGAGCUGAGCAAUAUCCUGAUGUUGCUUACAAAGACAUUAAACAAGUGUUCACAUGUAACUUGAAAGAAGGAUUAAUCUGUCAGAAUAAGGACCAAGCUGGGGAUGACAAAACGUGCCAUGAUUAUGAGAUAAGGUUUGAAUGCUGUUCUAAAAAAUUUGUUGAAUCUUGUGGCAGCAUAAUUUCAUCUUCAACUCCACCCUCAUCUACCGAAGUGACUACGAUUCCUACAACAACUGCAGUAUCUCAAACGUCUUCAUCUGGCGAUGAAACUACUCCACCAUACUCUUCAACUCCUGGAACUUCAACUUCCAAAACUCCUGGAAUUUCAACUGGUACAACUUCGGAAACAUCUUCAACUUCUGGUCCUGAAACAUCUCCUUCGGGUAGUCAGACUACUCCCUCUGUCAGCAAACCUUCUUCAACUGGCUCUGUAACUGAAACACCAGGCAAAUCCCCAGGAACAUCCCCUUCUCCUGGCCAUGGAACAUCUACUUCUGUAGGUCCCACCACAAUUCCUGUAGGUAAAACUUCACCAUCAGAAAAACCUGGAACCUCAACUUCAUCAUCUACACCUACAGAAAAGCCAUCAACAGGUGCUGUAACUGAAUCCAAACAUACACCCACGGAAAAUUGUGAGAAGUUUAGAGCAUCAGAAUGUCGUUGGACCGAUUGGUUUAAUGAACAACAACCUUCUUCAGGAGAGAGUGGCGAAGAUAAUGAGAAUUCAGAUAAGCUGAGGUCAAAAGGAUUAGAGAUAUGUAAGCAAGAGGAAAUUGAAAACCAAAUUGAGUGCAGAGCUGAGCAAUAUCCUGAUGUUGCUUACAAAGACAUUAAACAAGUGUUCAAAUGUAAUUUGAAAGAAGGAUUAAUCUGUCAGAACAAGGACCAAGCUGGUAAUGACAAAACGUGCCAUGAUUACGAGAUAAGGUUUGAAUGCUGUUCUAAAAAAUUUGUUGAAUCUUGUGGAAGCAUAAUUUCAUCUUCAACUCCACCCUCAUCUACCGAAGUGACUACGAUUCCUACAACAACUGCAGUAUCUCAAACGUCUUCAUCUGGCGAUGAAACUACUCCACCAUACUCUUCAACUCCUGGAACUUCAACUUCCAAAACUCCUGGAAUUUCAACUGGUACAACUUCAGAAACAUCUUCAACUUCUGGUCCUGAAACAUCUCCUUCGGGUAGUCAGACUACUCCCUCUGUCAGCAAACCUUCUUCAACUGGCUCUGUAACUGAAACACCAGGCAAAUCCCCAGGAACAUCCCCUUCUCCUGGCCAUGGAACAUCUACUUCUGUAGGUCCCACCACAACUCCUGUAGGUAAAACUUCACCAUCAGAAAAACCUGGAACCUUAACUUCAUCAUCUACACCUACAGAAAAGCCAUCAACAGGUGCUGUAACUGAAUCCAAACAAACACCCACGGAAAAUUGUGAGAAGUUUAGAGCAUCAGAAUGUCGCUGGACCGAUUGGUUUAAUGAACAACAACCUUCUUCAGGAGACAGUGGUGAAGAUAAUGAGAAUUCAGAUAAGCUGAGGUCAAAAGGAUUAGAGGUAUGUAAGCAAGAGGAGAUUGAAAACCAAAUUGAGUGCAGAGCUGAGCAAUAUCCAGAUGUUGCUUACAAAGACAUUAAACAAGUGUUCACAUGUAAUUUGAAAGAAGGAUUAAUCUGUCAAAAUAAGGACCAAGCUGAUGAUGACAAAAUGUGCCAUGAUUAUGAGAUAAGGUUUGAAUGCUGUUCUAAAAAAUUUGUUGAAUCUUGUGGCAGCAUAAUUUCAUCUUCAACUCCACCCUCAUCUACCGAAGUGACUACGAUUCCUACAACAACUUCAGUAUCUCAAACGUCUUCAUCUGACGGUGAAACUACUCUACCAUACUCUUCAACUCCUGGAACUUCAACGUCCAGAACUCCAGGUGCAUCUUCUGAAACGUCCUCAACUUCUGGUCCUGAAACUUCUUCUACUGGUAGUCCCACUUCUUCGCCUACAUCAUCCCAAACCACCACUUCUAUUUCCAGUUCUUCAACAAGCACAAUAACAGUGACUUCUACUUCAGGGACAACUUCAUAUCCAACUUCAUCUUCACCUGAUACUUCAUCCUCUACGUCUUCCUCUGGUACUACUGCAAUAUUAUAUACAACAAGCUCACCCUCUCCAAAGAACACAUCUCCAAGUGCAUCUUCUGGGCAUCCCUCAACUGACACCAGCACACCGCCUUGCUCAUGCAUUGUUCAAGAAAAGUUCUUCUCUCCAGGUGAUAUAAUCUAUGCCCAAGCAGAUAAGGAUGGCUGUGAAUAUCGUGCAAUAUGCAGCAAGACAUGCACAGUAGAAUACCAAAAAGGGCCAUGUUCCACAACAGGAGACACACCUGUCACCAUUACAUCAGGAGAGGCUACACAUGUAAUGAGCGUUACUUCCAAAUAUUCAACAUUGAUCCGUCCAACCAAACGACCUCGACCUUCUGGUUCACCAGGCACAUCAAGUACAGAAUAUUCAACAGAAAAUUCAACAGAAGUUAGCACAGAGAGUCCCGUUAUCUCAUAUCCCACUGGCUCACCCCCUGUAUCGGAAAAAUUGUGUGGACCCUGUGAAUGCAUAAUGCCAAAAUGUGAAACUGGAUAUCGUGUGGUGUCUAUCACACCACCUGGUGCCUGCUGUGCAAACAUCACAUGUGAACCUGAUUCCGUAUGUGUGGCAGGAAAUACGAUAUACCAGCGUGGAUCCACAAUCCCACAAGAAAAGGAUGUAUGCCAAAAGUGUGAAUGUUCUGAAGAAGACAAAGAUGAGAAAUCAGGGCUCUAUGCUGUAAAAUGUGAACCAAUUGUGUGUAAGGAAACCUGUGAUGAGGGCUUUGCUUACAUUGUGAAGGAAGGAAAAUGCUGUGGUGACUGUGUGCCAAAACAAUGCACAGUCAAGGGAGAGAAUGAUGAACAAGUUGUAUUUAAGGUUGGGGAAACGCAUCGCCCUGAAGGCAGCACAUGCAAUUACUAUGAAUGCGAUGAAGAAGAUGGUAAACCAAUCCUGACCAAAGUGAAAAAGAUUUGCCAGGAAUUAGAUGACUCUAAAUGUGAAAAGGAUACAAUCAAAUAUGAUGAAGAUGGUUGCUGUCAGACAUGUACUCUGAAGACAGAAGUCAUAGUGGAAGAAAAACCUGUGGCAGGUGGAGACUGUAGUUCUCGCAAGAACUUGACUGUUCUAAAGGAAGAUGACUGUGAAAUUGAGCUGGAACUCACAUACUGUGGAGGACCUUGCAUGGGGUCAUCUAUGUAUACCAUGGAAGCUCAAGAUAUAGAUCAUCAAUGCUCCUGUUGUACAGAACAAGAGGUGGUAGAAAGGCAGGUUGAACUCUUGUGUGCAAACGGUAAACGAAGGAGCCACACCUAUAAAGACGUGGUGAAAUGUGGCUGUGCUGGGGCAAUUUGUACACCCUUCUCUGAAUCUUCAGAGCUAGCACAAAACCAAUAUCAAACUCCAUCGUAAAUGAAGGAAAAAAGAGCAAGGCAAAUAACACCUGUUUGAAUGAAGAAAGAAGGGAUAUCUUAUGUAUAUGUUCUUAAAAUCUUCCCAAAUGUCUAUUUUUAUUGCAACCACCAUAGUCUAGUCAAAAGACGCACACAUGGGCCAUCUCACAGCUAUAUCUGGCUCUACCGUAAAAACCAUAAAGAACCAUUUCCAAAGAGCAAAUACACUAUUAUCAAGACUAUUGUGAUCCACUGCCUUGCUGUCAUUACUAUGUUUGUUUUAAAUUCUGUUAAAUCUUCCACAACAUUGUUGGAGAUGCUAUUAUUCAGAAAUGCUUUUUGCUCUUGUUUCUUUAACCUUGUCCAUUCUUUUUAUAGUCCAUGUCAAUAAAUGACAAAUGUCG
Molecule: messenger RNA, 17212 nt
Organism: Pelobates fuscus (common spadefoot toad)
Lineage: Eukaryota; Metazoa; Chordata; Amphibia; Anura; Pelobatidae
Product: mucin-5AC-like
Exons: 42
Coding region: 25-16827 (5600 amino acids)
Cellular component (GO): extracellular matrix
Molecular function (GO): protein binding
Source: RefSeq, a predicted model, not a curated record